GCGACGCCGCACCACGUGGGAUCAGAUGCGGGAACAGAGCGCGCCGGAUGCACUGGAUGCUAGAAUCUGGGCAGGACUCUCAAGUGUCGUUGGAUCAAAUCGAACUGGUUUCUGGUUUGGUCGUCACGCUUGAAGAAUAUGAAAGGCGUCGCUGCGUUUGCCGUCGACCACAAGAUGUUGCGGCGGCUUGGCCCGCGCGAUCUUUUGCCACUUCAACUUGGCGCUGAUUGGCUCGGUCCACGAUCCGCGCUCGUGACGCGCCUAGGCGGAUCCCCAUUUGAGUCAGUUCGUUGACUGUUUCGUCACCAUUUCCGGCGCGAUGAUUGGUUACUGGUGGCUGCCAGUGACCGACGCGCCAAUCAGAUGGCAGCAGGGCGCAUCGGCGUCACCUGAUUGGCUCGCAUGCCAAUAUUAGUAAAAAAGGGGUCCUGGAAUAAAAAGAUGGCACGAGACAUGGGCUUGAAGGCAAGGGCCCACGGAAAUCUUUGAGCGACCCAUUUUCGCAUCUUCGCAGUAGCAGCAGCAUGACGCCCCGAACGCCCCCGAUGAUGGCGACGAGCCCGCUCAAGGACGCGAUGGCCACGGAGCUCAAGGGCAAGCCGGUCUCGCCGUACGUCAAGAUGGCCGCGGGCAUGGCGGGCGGCGUCGUUGAGGCGUGCAUGCUCCAGCCGCUUGACGUGACCAAGACGCGUCUCCAGCUCGACCGGACCGGGCAGUACAAGGGCAUGAUUGACUGCGGCAAGACGAUCUACCGCACCGAAGGCGGCGCUGCGCUCUACAAGGGUCUCUCGCCGUUCAUCAUGCACCUCACGCUCAAGUACGCGCUGCGCUUUGGGUCGUUUGCCAAGUUUAAGGAGCUCCUCGGCGCCGGCGAAGGCGUGAAAGCAUCAAAUGGCAUCAACUUCACCGCGGGUCUUCUCACGGGCUGCCUCGAGUCGGUGCUGAUUGUGACGCCGUUCGAAGUCGUCAAGACGCGCUUGCAGCAAGAGGUGGGCGUCGGGCGCUACAAGGGCCCGAUCGACUGUCUCAAGAAGGUCGUCGCGAACGAAGGAAUCACGGCGCUCUGGAAGGGCAACAUCCCGACCAUGGCGCGCCAAGGCAGCAACCAAGCCUUCAACUUUAUGGCGUUUGCAUGGCUCAACUCGAACGUGUGGAAAAAGGAGGACGGCGACGGCAAGCAGCUCGAAGUCUGGAAGACGCUCAUCAACGGUCUCGUCGCGGGCUCGCUCGGUCCGUGCUUGAACUCGCCCAUGGACGUCAUCAAGACGCGGCUCAUGGCACAGGAGACGAUCAAGGGCGUCGAGCCCAAGUACCGCGGGUUUGUUCAUGCGUUUGGCGUCAUUGCGCGCGAGGAAGGCAACGCCGCGCUCUGGAAGGGCCUUGUCCCGCGCCUGACGCGUAUGGCGCCCGGCCAAGCCAUCACGUGGACCGUCGUCAUGCGCGUCACGUCCUUCUUUGAAAACAACUAAGCCGACAAAGACGGACCUUAAUUAUACCGCGUGGUUGACUCUCUAA
Messenger RNA from Saprolegnia diclina VS20, 1515 nucleotides. RefSeq lists its product as hypothetical. Bases 525 to 1469 code for a protein of 314 amino acids. NCBI's taxonomy places the organism in Eukaryota, Oomycota, Saprolegniomycetes, Saprolegniales, Saprolegniaceae. Gene Ontology annotation, biological process: fumarate transport; succinate transport. The transcript has a single exon. The record is from RefSeq and is a predicted model, not a curated record.